GCGCGGAGCCGUGGUAGGAAAAGUUGUGAACGUUUUCUACAAAUGCUAGCGUAAAAUAGCUUCUGUGCCGGAAAUCGUGCAAGAAAUCGUGUACCCUUGGUGGAGGCCAGUUAUCAGCAUUACUGUGUGGCAGACCAGCGGAUAAUUGGCAGAACACAUCGGAUAUAAAAGCGCUGGGCUUUUUUCGGCAGAGUGUGGAUAAUACACUGCAGUAGUUUAUUGUGGUAGUGCGGUGCGUGAGCACAACCAAGGUUCUCGAGACCUUUUCAAAGUGCAGCUUUGUACAGAAAAAAUUGUGCGGCACAGUUGAAAAGUUAACUAUUGGUUGCCUAGUUAACGGGAGGUCUCACAAUCAAUCACGGGUCAGCAUAUUCUAACGUUGGUACCGCGCACAAAAUGGUCAACACGCCGUACAUAAUCAAUGAAAUUUAUGACAUUCUACAAAAGUCGUCUCCGUUCGAAUUGACAUUGGAAGCCUUGUUGGCGUUGGGUGUGAUAUGGAUAGUAUUCUACAAACGCACUACGAAGAAGCUGCCAACGUCCGACGAAGAUAUUCUUGCACGAUGGAUACCGGAGCCGCUCGUGGCAGAAGUGCCGCAGGAUCACCCAGCUCUGAAGACGAAAAUUGUCAACGGUCCGGUUGGUAAAAUGGUGAAUGUAAACGGCAAAGAAUGCAUCAACAUGGCUACACACAAUUAUCUCGGGUUGGCAGAGGACGAAGACAUUAAGCAGGCAGCGAUAAAGAGCUUGCGCAAGUACGGUGUCGGUUCGUGUGGCCCACGCGGAUUUUACGGUACAGUGGACGUGCAUCUGGAGUUGGAAGAACGGUUGGCGAAAUUUAUGCAAGCGGAGGAAGCGGUAGUUUAUUCUUAUGCGUUUUCUACGAUAGCCAGCGCCAUUCCAGCAUAUUCCAAGAGGGGAGAUUUGAUAUUUGUGGAUGAAUGUGUGAAUUUUGCUAUCCAAAAAGGAUUGGACGCAUCACGAAGCAAGAUUUUCUACUAUAAGCACAACGACAUGGACGAUUUAGAGCAAUUGUUGCAGAAGCAGCAGGCGGAGGAUAAGCGCAAUCCGGCGAAGGCUAAAAAAACGCGCCGUUUUUUGGUGGCAGAAGCAAUCUACAUGAAUACGGGUGAAGUUUGUCCACUGGCCCGUAUGGUGCAACUGCGCGCCCGUUAUAAGCUACGCUUUUUCCUGGACGAAAGCAUAUCUUUCGGUGUGCUGGGCGAAUGUGGACGUGGCCUGAUAGAGCAUUGCAAUGUGGAUAAAACGGAAGUUGAUCUGGUAUCGGCCGGACUUGAAUGGUCUGCUGCAACUAUCGGUGGGUUUUGCGCCGGUUCAUCGUUUAUCGUCGAACAUCAGCGACUUUCCGGUUUGGGAUAUUGUUUUUCUGCCUCGUUACCACCCUUGCUCGCACAGGCAGCUAUCAGUGCGCUGGAUCGUUUUGAAAGCAGCCCACGAAUAUUCAAUGAGCUCCGAGAACGCUGUCGAAAGGUUUCAGGAAAACUUCCUCAACUUAAACACUUCCAAUCGCGAGGUGACGCUUUAUCGCCAGUGAAGCAUUUAUAUCUGAAACACCAGCAUGAAUGUUGGGCACAUGAAAAGAUGCUCCUAGACGAGAUUUCUACUGAGUGUAUAGACAAUGGGUUAGCUGUUGUUGCGGCCGAAUAUCUGGAAAACAUGGAGAAGCAUUGUCCGAGACCAAGCAUUCGAUUAACGGUGAAUCGUUUGCUAACGGAUAAGGAAAUAGACGAUGCUUUCCGAAUUUUGGAGCACGUUUCGGAAAAAGUUCUAGCCAGUGCAGGUUAAGAUAAGCUUCUGUAAAAUACUCCCAUAGGAUGAUGCUGCCGGUGACUUAAGCACAUAUAUACGCCAAAAAUACACACACCCACACGCUAGCUAUCCACUAAAGUUCUCGAGUCAAUAGCACUGUUUGAGGGCAAGGAAGUAAACGAACAGAUUCCAAUCAAAACCUAUUAUAAACGGUACCGCGUACGCAGAUAGAGCAGUUCGGCACGUUUCAGGUCGUAUAGUAGCUUCUGCUCAGACACCUUCUAUAGCACAACUUAACUUGUUUGGUGAAAGAUAUAGGGUUUUUAAAAUUCCUACUGCGUGCAGGCUAUGAGGAAAAUAUAAAAAUACAUAUUUCAUUAAAAGAACGAACACAUACCUAAGUUAGUAACUGGCACAACCGAACACUACCAGAUAGGACAUAGAAAUCGCCACUGCUAUAUGGAAAACAAAUAGUGUGUUCGUGUCACAUGGUUUAAUCAUAGGUAUCGUAUGGUAUGAGUCUGUACAUUAGUCAUAGUACGUUCCAUUACACUGUUUCAGAUAGUAACCGGAAAAGGUAGACCCUUUAUUUAAACUUUAUUUUUCUGUAUAAACAUUCUCACGAACAAAUGCAUUGUUUUUUUUUUAUUUGGACGAAGUGGUGUGUAUUUGUGUUGCUUUCUGAUCAUUUUUUCCAAACACUACUUUCGUUGGCCAGCAUUUUGUUUAGAUGAUAGGUAAUUGUUGAUGGGCGUAUGUUGCUUGUGAAGUUGUUGUAAUUAGAUUUUUUUUAUUAUCCGACGAGUUUGUCUGUAAAUGUACAAAACAGAAAACACAGCACCAGUAUCUUUGUUAGCGUGUAGAUUUGGUUUUAGGUUUGUAAGAGAUCGCGUGUUCGUACCGUGUUAAGCUGAACUAGAAUAAGCGAGGACGAGCGGGAUUAUUACACCCCGAAAGUACUGGACAGAGCACUGGCAAGGAAAGAAGCAAGUAUUAGUAAACAAACGAUCAAUGGAAACUUUUGCACUUGUGGUGCGUUACACAGACCACACAUUUAGAGUCAGAAGCAUGCGUGGGGCACAGAUGUGCUGGUUUGGUUCGAUCAAAUGCUAAGGCCUUAAGCUUCAGAAGCAAAUGCUUGAAGUUAUGUAAUAACGAAAUUCGUGCGACGAUUUAUAUGGGCUAUUUGUGAGUGUUUCUUAUCGUUUUGUUAUGUCCCAACUGGUAGCAAACAAGAAUUGUCCAGUCUUUUGCUGUAUGCACUGUAACAAUGAUUCACAAUGUUUUGUUUAUUUUUUGUAUUAGUGAGAAAGGAUUGGCUGUGGCCGUUUCGACAGGCAGGCAGGUAUGACUUUUUCGUGUUUGGCAAAAAGAUGCAAAAUAAAAUACGCUUUACAAACGAAACAUACUUAACAGUGCUUUAAACAGAUAAGCUUUUACGAAUGAUGAACUCUGUUAUGAGAUUUUCGUAGAUACCGGAAUAAAACGAGAAAAUUGAAA
Messenger RNA from Anopheles moucheti, 3270 nucleotides. It is a transcript of the gene Spt-I, whose product is annotated as serine palmitoyltransferase 1. The record is from RefSeq and is a predicted model, not a curated record. The transcript is spliced from 7 exons. Bases 397 to 1806 code for a protein of 469 amino acids. Lineage: Eukaryota; Metazoa; Arthropoda; Insecta; Diptera; Culicidae. Gene Ontology annotation, biological process: ceramide biosynthetic process; sphingosine biosynthetic process. Gene Ontology annotation, molecular function: pyridoxal phosphate binding; serine C-palmitoyltransferase activity. Gene Ontology annotation, cellular component: endoplasmic reticulum.